Fonsecaea erecta is the source of this 663-nucleotide messenger RNA. RefSeq lists its product as hypothetical. Gene Ontology annotation, molecular function: flavin adenine dinucleotide binding; flavin-dependent sulfhydryl oxidase activity. The transcript has a single exon. The record is from RefSeq and is a predicted model, not a curated record. Bases 1 to 663 code for a protein of 220 amino acids. NCBI's taxonomy places the organism in Eukaryota, Fungi, Ascomycota, Eurotiomycetes, Chaetothyriales, Herpotrichiellaceae. Gene Ontology annotation, cellular component: mitochondrion.
AUGCCUCGAGGCCCGCCCCCUGCGAUGGUGUUGCUGUCCGCCAUUGCCCUCUUUGUAUGGUACAUCAUCUGGACUCGGGGCCACGAGCGACCCAUGACCGCGCUGUCCCACGCCGACCGCUUCCAACACACGCUCCAACAAACACAAAACGUGGCCGAAAUCCCCACGAUCACGGCCACCGCCGAGACGUUGCACGGCGACCAUGUUAUGGGCAAGCUCGCCAAUGAAACCCUCAAAGCAGAACUUGGCCGCGCAGCCUGGAAGGUUCUGCACACUACCAUGGCACGAUUCCCAGACAAGCCAACCCAAGACGAGAGCGAUGCGCUCAAGAGCUACGUUUACCUGUUCGCCCGCCUGUACCCGUGCGGCGAAUGUGCCGAGCAUUUCCAGCAGAUCCUCAAGAAAUAUCCUCCACAGACGUCUUCACGGUCCAGUGCGGCGGCCUGGGCAUGCUUCGUGCAUAACGUGGUGAAUGAAAGCAAAGGCAAACCUAUCUUUGACUGUGCCAACAUUGGAGAUUUCUAUGACUGCGGCUGUGCAGAUGACGAGAAGGAAGAAAUUGCCAAAGCUGGCGCGAAGAGUGAGGCCAUUGCUACACAAGGAAAUAGUGCGAAGCAGGAACCCGUUGAGAUUGAGGUCGAGGGAGAAACCAGAGGCGGUUGA